Molecule: messenger RNA, 1494 nt
Organism: Closterium sp. Yama58-4
Lineage: Eukaryota; Viridiplantae; Streptophyta; Zygnematophyceae; Desmidiales; Closteriaceae
Source: the annotation of a GenBank genome assembly
AUGCCGUCGACAGCCGCCGUCCACGCACCCGUCUCUCACCACCUCGGCUCCACCCUAGCCAAGCAGCACGCGCCGCUAAGGGGUGUUGCAAUUGCUGGUUCUGCUAGAAACAUGCAGACGGUGUUCGAGGAUGAGGAUAAUUGGCUCCUGUCGUACCUCGCUUCGACGUCUGUCGGAAAAGACCCGCGCUUGAACGCGGCCACCGUCAAGGCGGGUUCCGCUACUGCUACCCCCGCCGCCGCCGCCUCCGCCAGCUCUGCUUCCUCCGCUUCCGCCUCUGCCGUCGCGGUUGAGAUUAAGCCUUUAACUGCGGGGGGCGACGUUUCGACUCCUCCGCUCGCCGAGGCUGCGCCGUUAAAGCUCUCUCCCACCCGCACAGCUUCGGCAAGCAACGGCGCGACGCACAAACAACGGGACACAUCCGCCGAUAAUACGUCAAUUACUGGCGCAGCUGGCGGCGCAAGCGGUCCAACUGCUGCUGCGGAGGGCCCGCCAGUGACGUCCCUCGCGCAACAGCAGCAGCCGCUGCCAACAACCAUUAACCUCCCCAAGUCCCAAAGCUCCGCGCCACGAUUCCGUUCGCUAGCAACCACCGCCGACGAGGGGACGAGCUUUGGCGACCCUGAUGUCGCAGCAGCAGCAGCCGCAUCGGCAGCGGCGGUUUCCGCAAUCGCCGCCGCCGUCAGUGGUGCGACAAUGAAGUCGCCUCCCGAGAGCUUCAACGAUUGGGUGGCGGGAGCUGGGCGCAAGUAUCGCCGCCACUCCACUGCGGCCUCCCCCUCUGCUGCACCUCGCGCCGGUUUCGGCGCGGGUGGCGCGUCCGCGUUACAAGGCGGCGACCUCCUGGGGCAGGGCGUAGCCAUGGCUGCCGACGCAGCGGCAGCCACGGCAGCCGCGGGUAGGCGGAGGCGGUCGAGUGUCGGGCGCGUGUCGAUGAGCGGACGGCGACAGUCCAUGGACUAUUCCGAGCUGGACGCCAUCAGGGAAAGACUCCUCCAUGCGGCUCAUCUGUGGGCGGUAGCCGCGCCUGACGAGGGUAACGAGAGUGACGAGGAGGAGGAGGAUGAGGAUGCAGCAGAGAAUGUCAAGGUUGACCCCCCCAUGGCACGAUCAGGCCUAGGUCUGACCACAGCUACUGUUGACAAGUGUUCCGGCUCCUCCAAGGCAGAAGCACCGAAGACUGAGACUGAUAAGGCGCGCGGAGAGAAGCUGGUUGGGGAGGCUGCGGCUCGAGGUGCGGAUGGAGGGGGUGGGUCUCCUGAAAGCGCUGCCAGUGGCGCGCUUAUGACGCGCCGCAGGGCAGGGAGUGUUGAAGGGAUAGGAGGCAGUUUCGAGGAUGGGAUGGGUGGAAAUGGGAGUGGCAGUGGCGGGGGGGGAUCUGGCAAGCUGUUGUCUAGUCAGGCUGCUAUGAUGGAAGCAAACAGGGAUCCGACCAAGUCCCCUUCGUCUUUCAUCAAGAAAUGGAUGAAGGGUCAGAGUGGGUUGGGGAAGUGA